CCCAAAAAUGUUGGCAACUCACGCGCAACCCGCUUUGAUAAACUCGCUCCUCCUCCUCCGCAUUCCCUUUCUCUCUCUUCCCUCACUCCCACUCAUUCGCGUCACCAAUCUCCGCUGCUUCAACUCUCGGCUUACCUCGGCGCGUAGAUUCACUGCCAUGUCUCUUCCUACCUCCACCGCCGCCGACUCGCCGAGAGACCACGCCGCCGGGGACUGGUUUUCCGUCCCGGAGCUCCGCCUCCGCGACCACCGCUUCUUGGUGCCUCUCGACUACUCCGCCGGUCCCAACGCUUCGCCUAAGAUUUCAGUCUUCGCUCGCGAAGUUGUUUCAGUUGGCAAAGAAGAGCAACCACUACCAUACCUAUUAUUUCUUCAAGGAGGACCUGGAUUUGAAAGCCCGCGACCAACUGAAGCCAGUGGUUGGGUGCAUAAAGCCUGUGAAGAAUAUCGUGUCAUAUUACUGGAUCAGCGAGGAACAGGUUUAUCUACUCCUUUGACACCUUCAUCAAUGUUGCAACUGAAGUCUGAUGUGAAGUUGGCUGAUUACUUACAGCAUUUUCGAGCCAAUAAUAUAGUAAAUGAUGCUGAAUUUAUUCGAGUACGUUUAGUUCCUGAUGAAGGACGCUGGACAAUUUUGGGUCAGAGCUAUGGUGGUUUUUGUGCAGUAACCUAUUUGAGUUUUGCACCGGAAGGACUAAAACAAGUCCUUUUGACUGGAGGUAUCCCUCCAAUAGGAAAUGGAUGCACUGCAGAUAUUGUGUACAGAGCAUGCUUUGAACAGAUUAUACAUCAAAAUAACAAGUACUACAAAAGGUAUCCUCAAGAUACUGAGAUUGUUCGUGAAGUUGUUAAGUUUUUAUCAGAAUCUGAGGGAGGCGGGGUGCCUCUUCCAUCUGGGGGCAUACUAACCCCAAAGGGAUUGCAAACACUUGGUCUUUCUGGCUUAGGAUCCAGUACUGGUUUUGAGCGCUUACACUACAUGUUUGAGAGGGUCUGGGAUCCUGUAUUAGUUCCAGGAGCACCUAAGCAAAUCAGUUAUUACUUCUUGGAUGCUUUCGAGAAAUGGUCAUCUUUUGAUACAAAUCCACUUUAUGCUCUAAUGCACGAGUCCAUAUAUUGUCAGGGUGCCCCAUCACAAUGGUCUGCUCACAAAGUAAGGGCUGAAGAUGAGGGCAAUUUUGAUGCAGUCCGAGCUGCAAGAGAAGGUCGUCCUGUAUAUUUUACAGGGGAGAUGAUCUUCCCAUGGAUGUUUGAUGAGAUUCAUGCUCUAAGAAAAUUCAAAGGUGCUGCUAAUUUGCUGGCUGAGAAAAAAGAUUGGCCUCCAUUAUACGACAUCACUGUACUAAAUAAGAACAAGGUGCCUGUUGCAGCUGCUGUUUAUUAUGAAGAUAUGUAUGUUAACUUCAAGCUAGUCAUGGAUACAGCUUCACAGAUAGCAGGGAUCCGGUUGUGGAUAACUAACGAAUAUAUGCAUUCAGGUCUGCGAGAUUCAGGGACUCAAGUUUUUGAUCAUUUGAUGGGAAUGUUAGAUGGAAAAAGGCCUUUGUUUUGAAUUCCGUUGCAGUUUGUGCACUAGUUGUUCUGGAUUUGGUUUUACAUUCCUUAGUUUUAGACUUUAGUUUGCCCGGUUGUGACUGUACUCUUUGCUGCGAUAUGUUUCUCACAGUUCGCGUUCAGGCUUUUUUAUUGCGUUACACACUUUUUUCAUUAAAAACUGUCAACUACUGUGUGAUCGUCCUUCCCCUUUGCCGUUUCUUGUUAAAUUUAGGAAUACCUACUUUAUCUGUAUCACUAUUGUUCUUAAGAUGGAAUAAUUCCUUCAUGCUUGCAAUAUUAUUCUC
This is a messenger RNA of Argentina anserina (silverweed cinquefoil), 1841 nucleotides long. RefSeq lists its product as uncharacterized. The transcript has 10 exons. The record is from RefSeq and is a predicted model, not a curated record. NCBI's taxonomy places the organism in Eukaryota, Viridiplantae, Streptophyta, Magnoliopsida, Rosales, Rosaceae. Gene Ontology annotation, biological process: proteolysis. Gene Ontology annotation, molecular function: peptidase activity. Bases 8 to 1552 code for a protein of 514 amino acids.